AAGAUAACCGAAUCAUUACUUAGUUGGGCCCACUGAUUUGCAGUCGCUCAUUUGCUUCAACUGGUUCCAAUAAAUAACAGAUAUCUAAAUGGAACGUUACAAGCUCGGACCCGCAACGAUCGAGUAUGAUCCUAUGUGUGAUAAAGAAAAACCACAGAGAAUUUCAUUUGAAGAUGUUUCGGCAGCUGCUUUUAGGAUUCAAAGUGAGAUAGUGAAAACGCCUUGCGUGAAAUCUCACAUGUCUACGACUUUUGGAAUGGAAAUUUAUCUCAAGAAUGAUUUCCUGCAACAUACUGGCAGUUUCAAAGAGCGUGGUGCACGAAAUGCUCUUCUGCUUUUAAAUAAGGAGACCAAAGCUCGCGGUGUGAUUUCUGCUUCUCUGGGAAUCACUCGCAGGCGCUGAGUUUCCAUGCCAACAACCUCAACAUCCCUGCAACCGUGGUGAUGCCCAACGUAGCUCCGAUUAUGAAAAUCCAAAA
Messenger RNA from Trichoplusia ni (cabbage looper), 479 nucleotides. RefSeq names its product putative threonine dehydratase. The record is from RefSeq and is a predicted model, not a curated record. Gene Ontology annotation, biological process: L-threonine catabolic process; L-serine catabolic process. Bases 89 to 403 code for a protein of 104 amino acids. Lineage: Eukaryota; Metazoa; Arthropoda; Insecta; Lepidoptera; Noctuidae. The transcript is spliced from 4 exons. Gene Ontology annotation, molecular function: L-serine ammonia-lyase activity; threonine deaminase activity.